Messenger RNA from Phyllostomus discolor (pale spear-nosed bat), 10344 nucleotides. It is a transcript of the gene KCNA1, whose product is annotated as potassium voltage-gated channel subfamily A member 1. The transcript is spliced from 2 exons. Lineage: Eukaryota; Metazoa; Chordata; Mammalia; Chiroptera; Phyllostomidae. Bases 1989 to 3476 code for a protein of 495 amino acids. Gene Ontology annotation, biological process: protein homooligomerization; potassium ion transmembrane transport. The record is from RefSeq and is a predicted model, not a curated record. Gene Ontology annotation, molecular function: protein binding; delayed rectifier potassium channel activity. Gene Ontology annotation, cellular component: paranode region of axon; juxtaparanode region of axon; membrane.
GGCUGCCAGUUGCAGGCUCCCGCGCAGUGGCAGCUGAGGCGCAGAGCCCCUGGGGGCACCGCUAGAGCCGCACUCGGUGCAGCACGCACGCUCUAGCUCGUGCUGCCCAGCGCAUCUGUGCAGACCUUUCCCGAAGAAGUUGCAAGCCUCGCAAGUGGCCUGUGGAGGCACUAGGCAGGGAAAAGGAGCUGCGGGAGGAGGAACAGAGAUGGGAGGUGGGCAGAAGGCUUGCUUCUUAGAUUAAUCCCAAUUAGCACCAAGUUGGCAGACAACAUCACAAACCCACGAAGACUUUGGUUGUUGCCCAUAUUUCAAAAUAGUCUGAUCCUAAGAAAACUCCAACUCCCCUCGUAGGUCAAAGGGAGACAGACUCUUAGCACCACCGCCUCGCAGUAACACUACGUAAAACAAACCCAGGCGAUUCUCAGCUGCAGAGCUCUACCCAAAGUCCGUAUCUCUCUAUCUCUCCAAGUCGGGGGGGUGGGGGGAGAAGCUGGGUAGGCUCUACAAGGAGUUCCCUGCGGGAGGGGCCAGAUGGCCCGCCGAACGUGGCGACUGAAGCGGAUUAUUGUGGGACUGCAAAAAAACGCAACCCCAUCGGAGGAGUUUUGCCAGGAACACCACCCGCCUGCAUUGCGUCGGACUUGACCAUUGGAAAUCGGAAAUUCCCGGGGAAGGUCGCGGCCAGGGACCGUGCGUGUGCAGGGCUGUGGACCAUAGGGAAGUAGAAUUGGUGGUCGGCUUUUCUGGUAGAAGGAAAAAACUGUGCUGGCAAGGGUGGGAAUCAAAUACCAACCCCCCUCUGUGGAACCACCCCCUCAUAUUUUCCCUCUACCUCCUCGUUCCUGCCCUCCCCCGCCCUCCCCAACCCACGCCCGGGUGGGCCAAUCGCAGCUCCGCAUUCCAGGCGCUUUCUCAGGUUUCUGCUGAUCUUGCAGCGCCCAGAAAUGUACCGGGCAGACGGGCCACCGCACGCACCCUGCCCCACUCGGCGCUCCUAACAGCUCCCCGCGCGCCGCGCAGCCUACGCGAGGUCCACACGGGGUUGCGAGUAGCGGAGGACACCCGAGAGCCAUGUAGACCCACGCGUUUGCUCGCCCGCCUCCUUCGGGAUCGAAUCAAGGGCUCCCACAGCGUUCGGAGGGGGCGAGAGUGCUGUUUAUCGUCAUUUGCUUCAGAGCUUCGAGAGAGGGUGGCAUUUUGCUUUUUCGCCCCGCAUCCUCCGGAACUCCCUGCACCAGAGAGGACGGCAUCUCCAGAUUGCUGGCCACGGUGAGAAUGGGGAUAGGGAAUGGACAUUUCCCUCGUAGUUGCUUAGAAAAGCGAUCAUCCAAUUGAAGGGGCGUAGGACGAGGGAGCGAGGGCGGCGCAUUUGCCCCGGCACCUCUCGGAUGCUGCUGCGGCAGCUGCCGUGGCUCUCGCCCGGGUCCACUGCAAAAGCGACCUGCCGCAUUCUCCUCCUGCUCUCUGCCGACUCAGCACCGCCCCUGCACCAAGCCGGACGGUCAGCGUCCAUCGAUCGCCCUGGUGGGAGCUUAGAAGGCGGCAGGCGAAGAGGGGUAGGAGGGGGAGAGCCUAAGAGCAGCAGAGGGGGUGUUAGGCGAGGGGGCUCUCGGAGGGGAGGGGAGGCCAGGGUGAUCCCCGAAAGGAUGGCCCGGCCCUCUAGAACAGCACUGCGUUAAGGCACCCCGCGGCCGGAUGAAACACCAACCCGCCCCGCUCCCAACCUUCGGCAAAAAAAGCUGCACCCCGGGCUGCAGGCAAGGGGUAUUCCAAACUCAGCAAAAGGCAGGGUGGAAGGGAAGAGAACCAGAAGGGAAGUCGUAGAUCUCCUGACCUCUUAGCUUUGAAGCCCCUCCCUCCCUGAGCGUGGGGGAGACUCGCACUCAGGUGGGGGGUGGAGCUCGAGUCCCCCCCACCUCUCCUCUCUUCGUCCUUCCCACCGCGGGCCCUCUCCCAGUCUCCCACCCUUACACCCGGCUUCCAUCAUGACCGUGAUGUCUGGGGAGAACGUGGACGAGGCGUCGGCAGCCCCUGGCCACCCCCAGGAUGGCAGCUACCCCCGGCCGGCCGACCACGACGACCACGAGUGCUGCGAACGCGUGGUGAUCAACAUCUCCGGGCUGCGCUUCGAGACGCAGCUCAAGACCCUGGCACAGUUCCCCAACACGCUGCUGGGCAACCCUAAGAAACGCAUGCGCUACUUCGACCCCCUGAGGAACGAGUACUUCUUCGAUCGCAACCGGCCCAGCUUCGACGCCAUCCUCUACUACUACCAGUCAGGGGGCCGGCUUCGGAGGCCGGUCAACGUGCCCCUGGACAUGUUCUCCGAGGAGAUCAAAUUUUACGAGCUGGGCGAGGAGGCCAUGGAGAAGUUCAGGGAGGACGAGGGCUUCAUCAAGGAGGAGGAGCGCCCCCUGCCCGAGAAGGAAUACCAGCGGCAGGUGUGGUUGCUCUUCGAGUACCCUGAGAGCUCCGGGCCCGCCAGGGUCAUCGCCAUUGUUUCAGUCAUGGUCAUCCUCAUCUCCAUCGUCAUCUUUUGCCUGGAGACGCUACCGGAGCUGAAGGAUGACAAGGACUUCACAGGCACCCUUCACCGCAUUGACAACACCACGGUUAUCUACAGCUCCAACAUCUUCACGGACCCCUUCUUCAUUGUGGAGACCCUGUGCAUCAUCUGGUUCUCCUUCGAGCUGGUGGUGCGCUUCUUUGCCUGCCCCAGCAAGACGGACUUCUUCAAAAACAUCAUGAACUUCAUCGACAUCGUGGCCAUCAUCCCCUAUUUCAUCACCCUAGGCACUGAGAUAGCUGAGCAGGAGGGGAAUCAGAAGGGUGAGCAGGCCACUUCGCUGGCCAUCCUCAGGGUCAUCCGGUUGGUAAGGGUUUUUAGAAUCUUCAAACUCUCCCGCCACUCUAAGGGCCUCCAGAUCUUGGGCCAGACCCUCAAAGCUAGUAUGAGAGAGCUAGGACUGCUCAUCUUUUUCCUCUUUAUUGGGGUCAUACUGUUUUCUAGUGCAGUUUACUUUGCCGAGGCAGAAGAAGCUGAGUCGCACUUCUCCAGUAUCCCUGAUGCUUUCUGGUGGGCGGUGGUGUCCAUGACCACUGUAGGAUAUGGUGACAUGUACCCUGUGACAAUUGGAGGCAAGAUCGUGGGCUCCUUGUGUGCCAUCGCUGGUGUGCUGACAAUUGCCCUGCCCGUACCUGUCAUUGUGUCCAAUUUCAACUAUUUCUACCACCGAGAAACUGAGGGGGAAGAGCAGGCUCAGUUGCUCCACGUUAGCACCCCUAAUUUAGCCUCUGACAGUGACCUCAGUCGGCGCAGUUCUUCUACUCUCAGCAAAUCUGAGUACAUGGAGAUCGAAGAGGAUAUGAAUAAUAGCAUAGCCCAUUAUAGACAGGCCAAUAUCAGAACUGGCAAUUGCACCACAGCUAAUCAAAACUGCGUUAAUAAGAGCAAACUACUGACCGAUGUUUAAAAAAGCCAAGCAAACAAAAAAGCCCCACUUAGCAGCUUGAAAGACUUAAAAACAAAACAAAAACCCUAGUGACCCAUGUCACUCUUUGUUGAUGCUUCACUAGUCUUCGAGUGCUCUAUUUAACUGUCAAUGCAUUGUUGCAUUGUGGAUUUGGGGGGUGGCCAACCAGAAGCUUUCAAGAUCCAUGAAAAUAAAAAGAAUCUAUUUUCAUUUUGUUAAAAAUGGAUGAAGAAAGUGUAUUUUAUAAAAUUGGUUUAAAAAAUGCAGUCCAUGAGCUAGUCGAGGUAAACUAAGAUUCAUAUGGUUUCCCCUUCUGAAACAUUUGUAAUCCUUGGACCUCUUUAACUUUUUUCUUUUAACUAAAAACCAGAUGAUCACUUAGAAAUAUAAAAUUAAAAGUUGCAUGGGACUCCAAAAUAAAAUCUUUGCAAACUGCACAGCACAUUUAAGACAGUGCAUCUGAUGAUAUGCAACAUGAUAUGCCAGACAAAAUGGGCAGCGAACAAAUGUUUUCCACGUUGAUCAACUGAACUGCAUAUUAUAAGGUGAAAAAAAAAAAAAGGGCAAACAACAUUACUUGAGACUGGCUCACAAAGCACCUUAUCAAUCUGAUGCCGGUCCUGGUCUUUAGGGAUUCUCCCUCAGUCCCAUUCUCCUUCUAUUCAAACUAUUCUCUAAGAAAAAGAUACUGAAUUAAAUUAAUGGAUUCAUCUGCAGUGCUGCUAAGUUUCUCAACUGCAGGCGAGCCCAACACAGGUCUUUUCUCACGGGCCCUGUACCCUGACCCCUGGCCUCCAGAACUGGAUGUAAAACCUUAGCCUCCUUAUUGCAAGAGAGCACAAAUGGAGUUAAAUGUAAGCAUGUUUGAUUCUGAUAAUAAUUUAUUUUAUAAACGCAUGCUGAGAACAUUAACUCAGACAAUAGGGGAUAAGCUUAUGUUUGAAUCGACUCUUCUAAAAAAUAGAUCCUUUUUCAUUUGCAUUCACCAAAAGUGCACUCUUUUAUUUAUUAACUAUUUUAUUAGUAAAUAAAGUACUGUAUUUAAGUGCAUAUAUUAUUCAGAUGGGAAUAAUAACUUUCUGGAGCUCAAAGCAUGUUCUCUUAUUCAGCAUUAUGGCCUAUUUGAUUAAGGUGUACCUUGAAUUAAUUAAUGCAUGAUUUCAGUAAAAAACACUUAAAAAUAAUAAAAACUACAAGUUUGUGGGAUGACGGGCCCAAAGAAACAAUGGGGGUGGGGGCGGGGGCGGGGGGGGGGGCACACAGUCAAUUUUCCUGCCUUUGCUCAGGGAAAUGUUGGGUUUCUGUGCAGGUGUAGGCAGAGAGAGGACCAAUAUGCCCAUCCCUUAAAGGGAAGCUGUAUGGAAAACUAAAUAAAUCAUCAAGGUAUAUAUAGCAACACCUAAGAACAAGUAUUAUUUCUAGCUGAAGAUAAACACAAGCAAAACAAACAAACAAAAAAAGGUGCAAUACUGCAUGUUUUUUGGUGCAUUCUUAAGAUGUAAAUGAAAAUGUUUAUCUAUUGUAUGCAUCCAAAGCAGAGCUGAUUUCUUUUUUGCAGUUAUGAUUUGAAGUCUGUAGAGACUUUGGUCCUUCCCCUGAGUUACCCUGAAGAAACUUAACCAAUUGAUUUAAUAGUUGCUUAGUGCCUUUAUCCUGUACCCACAGUGAACUGUAGAAAGUGCCUCCAUUAACACAGCUGAGAAGUUACGUAACAAAGGGAGGAAGGGUUGGGGCACAGAUAUUUUGCUUUUUCUUUUCCAUCCUCACUGUCUCACUUCACCACUGUGAGAAGACCACACCAUCCUGAACCUUGGAGAGGAGAGAUCCAAGAGUGUACUUCUUCUAUGGCCAUCCACUGGACUGAGUCCUUUUGGCAGCCUGAUAUGGGAUAUAAACUGGGACCUGAGACCCAGCUUUGAACUGGACAUGAACUUGAUUUUUUCCUCUUCUCUACCAGAAGCCAAGAUAAAGUUUUUGGGAAUUUGUUUCCUAUCGAGGGCCACUCUGGACAUUCAGGGCUUCCUCGGGUCCAGUGUAGUGUCUCUUGCACAUUUUCAUAUGUCUCCUCUGUUAGCAACAGCACUUUGAAGACCUCUGAUGGUCUGAUCUUUCUAGGCAUCAUUGUGACUACGGGAACACUCGGUUCAUAUUAACCUUUCCUAGGCCCUCCCUCCUCGUCCACUCCCUUCAGAUAUUUCCUAUGAUGCUCCUCUGAUCUUCCCACCUGGCAGUCACUUCACAGGCUGAGCAUCUCACUUCUACUGCUCCCGGCACCCAGCCCAGAGAACAGCUGGGACCCUGUGCUUGCCUAGCUGAGAGAAAGCCACAUAACAUAGGCUGCUGGGGCCUAGCAUCUGUCCACCAAUGGAGAGGCACUCACUGCCUUUUUAAGGACACUGAGUGGGGAUCUUCAUUCUGCAUUAGGAUGUGGCUGCCUGUUGCUAAUUACCUUACAUUCCUGCCCUGCUUCUGGAAAUCUUCCCCAUUACUCCCAUCCUUUCCCCCACUCUGUCCUAGAGCUAACAGUGAGGCAAUAAACAAAAACUAAAGUAACGAACACCCAGGCUGGCUGACUCAGUUGAAAGAAAGAACAUGGAUAUUUUAUUUUCCUGUGCUGCUUCUGUAAAUCCAUAAGAUGAAUGUAACAUCAUGGAAAACAAGGAGCCAAGGACUGCAUACAGCUGACCACAGGGCAUAAACCCUCCCCUGUGAUGUUUCCUUCUCUUUUGAACCUUGACUCAUCUUGGCUAUUCCUUUCCUACAUGCUUAAAAGUCCCCAGUUGGGAAAAAAAUGCCAGCCUCUCCUAAAUUUCCAGGAUAUCUUGAUCUUUUAUUUAGACUCUGAGGUCAGGACACACAGAGCUCAAAACUCUGGAUUCUGUCAACAGCAAUAAUCCACUCAGUACUGUGGGAUGGAUGGGUCAGAGAACCAGAAAAUGGGACCAAGACUUAUGAGACGGACUUUGGCCACUUGGUAUACCUCUCCUAGUUAGAUGCUGGACUGGCAAUUAUCCUGCAUGUGUUACAGGAAAAAGUGAUGCAUGCAGUCAGCCCAGGAGUAGGGAUGAGUUCUUAUGAAUUUGGGUGCUAUGGGGAAAAUGAAUGCUGCUUAUCCAUCUGUAGCUCACUGCAACCAAGUCAGUAAGAAUGGAGUAUGGAGACUCUCUGUGUAGCAUAGGCAUGCGAAGUUCCACAAAGCUCUUACCCCUUGCACUGUAAUGUGCUGAAAUGUUUUUGUAGACCUGAAGGUGCACUUAACAAAACUGCCUAUUAAGGAAUGACUGUCUUUUGGUUUACUGACUUAUAUUUAUUUUAUCAGGCUUUUUAACUUUUCAUCCUGUUCCUAGGUCUUGAGUUUUAAUGGCUUAUGUCCUGAACACUUGUUUUCUCCAAAUGGAGAAGACUUCUGAUAUGCUGAUAGCCAUAGCUCAGCUCUUCCAGCAUGUGAGGGCCCUAGUUCAAUAGGGUGGCAGUGGAAGAGCUGGGUCACACCAGUGCUGUUAGCUAUCCCAGAAUCUCUGAGUGGUGAACUCACCUCAAGGGAUCUGAAUUAGAGACACCAAAGAUAUCUAUUUUCUCUGUCCUCAGAUUUACAGAAGACAGAUUGUCACCAGGAAAGGUUUUUGUUUUUGCAUCUCCUCUUUCCCAUCUGUGCACAGCCCUCCCUCCCUCCCCCUUGAGAGUUGAGUUCCAAUUAUCAGUUAAAACAGUUCACUAGGAGUGUAUUAGUGAGUUAGCCUAGCCAAAUCAAAUGAACCAAUAGCAAAUACUUCUUCUGGAGUGUGGCCAAUGGACAGUCAUUUCUCUAAAAUAAAACUGUGCAGUAGGUUUAGAUUCUACUGUGGCAGAACCAAAGCACCAGUGACAUCACAAUCUUGACUCAAUUGAGAGUUUUUUUUUAAAAUACAUGUAAAUGGUGAGGAAUAGAUUCCUUUAAGUAGAAAUUUGGUUUAGUCCAUAAAGGAUCUUGUUCAUAUUGUGUAUAAUUACAAAUUUUUCAAAUUACUUGACAUCUGAUGAGUCAGUAAAAACAGAUUUCCAACCCUCCCAUUUAGUAUAAAAGACCUCCAGACACAUACUUUUUAACAAUUUACAAUAGAAUUUUCCUUGUUUGGUAGGUUAGAUUGAACAGGAAAGAGAGAACAUCAGCAGAAAGCAGUUCCCCAUUUUCUUCCAGGAAUGAUGUAUUCCUGGGAGUGGUGAGAAUUGGUGGGUGGUAACCAUCCGUAGUAUAAAAUUGUUAGAAAGAAUAUAAACUGCCAAACAGCCAUUUUAUCUUUCCACUUUUUCAAAAAAGGAUGAAGUCUUUUGAUGCUUAUGUUUAUUUCAAGACAACAAACAAACUAGUUUUUAAACCAGACACAACCCAAGUUGACUCGCUAUCUCAGGAGGUGGUUCACACCCACCACGUGGUGUAUCAGUACUCGUAUUUAUAUUAUGGAAUUUCAGGGUAUAUGCGAACAUGUCCAGCAUGACUCAGGUAAACCUUAGAAGAAUGUACAUUACCUAUCAUUUCCGUAAAGAGGUGAACAGGAGCUGAGUUCAACAAAACUGUUCCGUUACCUUGGGUCACUGCGCAAACUCAUGCAGGGUAUAGGUGUGAGGUUUAGAGGUCUUGGGGUCAAAUGCCAGUCUCUGAGCUCAGGCAAAAUGAUCAUGGGCUUUCCUGGGAAGCCUCAUGUGUGUGUAAGGGGUGAAGCCCUGCUGACCUCAGGACUAUUAGCUUUAAAGAGAUUAACCCUGGUCACCAUGAUUUUCAUUUAGGAGAUAACUAGGAGUUUAUGAUACAAGACUUCAAAGAGUAGAGAAAACCUUUGUACCUUAUCAGAGAAAAAGAAGAAAUGGUAUCGGGAAAGAAAACAAAACAAACCACAAAAUCCCUUGCAAAAUAUUCCAGGUCAAAAGUUGUCUCUCCUCCAAACUUGCAGAAACACCUCUCCUCUUCAGUGCACUGUGUGAUGCCACAGUGCCAAGUAGUCAGCAUGGGCUCUGUAUGCCAUGCCUCUAACAGUAAAGGUGAAGUCUUACCAAGGUUAAACAUAACAAUUGAGUAGUAUUAAUUUCAAGUGCACCAUCAGGACAACAAACCAUUGAAGCCUGAAAGGCACUCCUGUAUUUCCUGAGUUUGCAGUUGCUUACCCCUUGAGUUGAGGAUGUGUCUCACAUUCUUUCACCCACUGUGCACUCCCUGCCCUCACUGUCUACUAUGUCAGGUAGAGGACGUUGAAUGUUAUGAAUUGAAAACCUAACUAAAGCGCAUAGUUUUCAUCUAUGCAAUUUUACUUGCUUCUGUCACUUUAUGAUCUGUUCAUAUUUGGCAUUAAUUAAAGAUAAUUUUUAAGGAUCUUAUCAAGGCAUAUCUUGACUGGUUUUUUUUUUGUCUCUUGUUUAACUGGCCUUUUGGGAACCCUUUUGUGUGGGGUUUCUUUAGAUAACACAAUGGAGAUGGGCCUUGUUUUCUUUAAAACUCCUGAACUUCAAUUUCUUCUGCACAAGGAAAUACACUGGGGUUGACAGUUUGGGCUCAGGUAGGAUCCCAAGGAGAGGCCUUUGGAAUUUGGCCUAUGAGAGCUUUGGAUUGAAUUUCGAAAGGGGAAAAAGAAAUGAGACUCAAGGGAAUGAAGUAAUUUAUUAUAUUCAUUUAAAUUGUUGUUGAUUUGAAACUGUAAUUUUCAUUCAUAGUUUAGCUUUUCAGGAAGGAUAACUCUGUGUGUGUGUGUGUGUGUGUGUGUGUGUGCGUGUGGCAUGUGAGACAGCACCAUAGUCUGGCAUCAAAUACCUUGUUGGUUACAAUAGGGUGUUAGAAGUGAUUUUGAUGUGGAAAAACAAAGUGAUUUCUAGCUGAUCUUUACAUUGAUUUUUUCCAGCAUAGUUCUAUGUGUGAUUAACAUGUCUUUCUUCUUCUUUUUAAUGACUUGAUGUAUAUCCUUUUGAUUCCAGCUAAGAUUUAGAAGUUCUCUUUUCUUCCUUGUGAAUAUCAUAUUUUAUACAAGCUCUUUUAUGUCAGAGCAAACAAGGUUACAUGCUUUAUGACAGGUUUUUGUUAUAUGCCAAGUGCUUUGGGUGGCUGGGCUGGUGUGUCCUCAUAGAAUUGUGUUGCAUUGUGUUGGGUUCAUGUUGUAAGAUUUGAAGAUGAAUCUUGCUUUUGCUAUAGAAAUCACUACUGAAAGUAAGCCAUGAGGCUGGGCAGGCUGCCCAUGAAUUUUCUGUCGUGGUCAGAAAAUGGGCCAGGCUGAGUUCUGACAGUCUAGGGUAAGAGAGAGCUAGAGCCACAUCAAUGACAGUGGGCAAAUGAGCCAGGACAUUCACAACCCUGAAAACCUACAAGUGUUUUCUCAAAGCACAGCCUUGGAACGGUUUUGCUGAAGCAGAAGCAGACAGAUUCAGGUAGCUACAAGGAUAGGGCUGUAACUGAGAACUUUAUUAUUUACAGAGCUUCAAAAAGAAGUCAAGUCACUUUUAAGGGAAGCCAACCAGAGGAGUCAAGAACAGAGAGCUGAUGUGAUCUGAUCCCAAUCACUUUGCCAUUGGGUAGGGAAUGUUGGCUGCUGCAUCCUGCAGUCAGUGUAGUCCUGUCAAAGCCCUCUACCAGGCUUGUGUGUGAAGGGAAGGCUAACCCUCAGGCUAGGCAAAGUGUGCCCCUUUACAAGUCCUAUUGCACACCUAGGACAGCAUGGUCGUGCUGCAGGACUGGAAAGCAGCCCUUCAAACCAGCUUAAAUGCAAGUAAUUGAAAAUAUCCUAUUUAACUAAUUUAAUCUAAUAUACUGUCAAUUUUAAGAUGCACAUUUGAUUGACAUACUUAUAUGAAAAAGAGAAUAUUGAUAGCUAUGACCAAGUAUUGCAUUGAUUCAUCCCAGUUUUGGGGA